Molecule: messenger RNA, 2709 nt
Organism: Arvicanthis niloticus (Nile rat)
Lineage: Eukaryota; Metazoa; Chordata; Mammalia; Rodentia; Muridae
Gene: Plcd4
Product: phospholipase C delta 4
Biological process (GO): lipid metabolic process; intracellular signal transduction
Cellular component (GO): plasma membrane
Molecular function (GO): calcium ion binding; phosphatidylinositol-4,5-bisphosphate phospholipase C activity
Source: RefSeq, a predicted model, not a curated record
CUCUGGCACCAGCUGGUGGAACAGUGGGUGAUGACAUCUCAGAUUCAAGACUUACUGGCCACUGAUCAGGACUUGGUGCUGAUGCAAGAAGGCACAAUGAUGCGCAAGGUGAGGACCAAAAGCUGGAAGAAGCUAAGAUACUUCAGACUUCAGGAUGACGGCAUGACAGUCUGGCAUGGACGGCAACCUGAAAGCAUACCCAAGCCCACUUUCUCAAUCUCUGAUGUGGAGAGGAUACGUAAGGGCCAGGAUUCUGAGUUGUUGCGCUAUCUGGUGGAAGAGUUCCCCCUGGAGCAAGGCUUCACCAUUGUCUUUCAUGGGCGCCGCCCCAACCUGGACCUAGUGGCCAACAGUGUUGAAGAGGCCCAGAUUUGGAUGCGAGGACUCCAGCUGUUGGUGGAUCUUGUCGCCAGCAUGGACCACCAGGAGCAACUGGAUCAGUAUCAACCUGCUGGAAUGUUGAAUGAGUGGUUCCAAGAAGCAGACGUAAACCAGGAUGGCCGGAUGAGUUUCAGAGAAGCUCAACGGCUGCUGCUUCUGAUGAAUGUGGAAAUGGAUGAAGAAUAUGCCUUCAGUCUCUUUCAGGCAGCAGAUGUUACCCAAUCUGAUACUCUGGGAUCAGAAGAAUUUGUACAGUUCUAUAAGGCCCUGACUAAGCGCACUGAGAUUGAAGAACUAUUCGAGAACUUUUCAUCUGACAAACAGAAGCUGACCUUGCUGGAAUUUGUGGAUUUCCUUAGAGAGGAACAGAAAGAGAACGACCAUGCCCCUGACCUUGCUCUGGAACUCAUUGACCGCUAUGAGCCUUCUGAGAAUGGCAGACUGCUGCAUGUUCUGAGCAAGGAAGGCUUCCUCAGCUACCUCUGCUCUGCGGAUGGAAACAUCUUCAACCCCGACUGCCUCCCUCUCUACCAGGACAUGACUCAGCCUCUGAGCCACUACUACAUCAACUCCUCUCACAACACCUACCUAGUGGGGGACCAGCUCUGCGGCCAGAGCAGUGUUGAAGGAUACAUACGGGCCUUGAAACGGGGGUGCCGCUGUGUGGAAGUGGAUACCUGGGAUGGACCUGAUGGAGAGCCCAUUGUUUAUCAUGGGCAUACCCUGACCUCUCGAAUCCUGUUCAAAGAUGUUUUGGCAACACUAGCACAAUAUGCCUUCCAGUCAUCAGACUACCCUCUCAUCUUGUCUCUGGAUAACCACUGCACCUGGGAACAGCAGAAGACCAUGGCACAUCACCUGACUGAGAUCUUGGGAGAGCACCUGCUGAGUACCACCCUGGAGGGUCAGCUGAUUGAUAUAUUGCCCUCACCAGAGCAGCUUCGGGGGAAGAUCUUGCUGAAAGGAAAGAAGUUAAGAACAAUUGAGGUUGACAAGGAAGAAGAAGAAGAAGAGCUGGAGAAAGAUAAGGGGUCAGAUCUGGACCCAAUGUCCCCUGAGUUGGACACUCAGCCUGAGUCCCAGGAGCAGGCCUCUGGGAACAAGAAGAAGAAGAAGAAGAAGGUUGUGAAGUGUCCGAUGCCUUGUCUGCUUAACUGUGGUCAUGUUUUGGCCCAGGCUUCUAAUUCCAUCCCUGAGUCCAUUCUCUUGUCAAAGCAGUUUCUUCUCCAGAGUUCCUCAACCAUCUUGUGCCCAGACCUAUCUGCCCUGGUUGUCUACUUGAGGACUGUCCCCUUCUGCAGCUUCAUUCAUUCCAAGGAAAACUACCACAUCUACGACAUUUCAUCCUUUUCUGAGUCCAAGGCCAAGAACCUCAUCAAGGAGGCAGGCAACGAGUUUGUACAGCACAACGCCAGACAGUUAUGCCGCGUGUAUCCCAGUGGUCUGAGGACAGAUUCAUCAAACUUUAACCCCCAGGAACACUGGAAUGUAGGCUGCCAGAUGGUGGCUAUGAAUAUGCAGACUGCAGGAAGUGCGAUGGACAUCUGUGAUGGGCUCUUCCGCCAGAAUGGUGGCUCUGGCUAUGUGCUGAAGCCAGAAUUCCUGAGAGAUACCCAGAGUUCGUUCAAUCCCGAGAGGCCCAUUAGUCUUUAUAAGGCCCAGAUCCUUGUAGUCCAGGUUAUCAGUGGUCAACGACUCCCCAAAGUGGACAAAACCCAAGAGACAACUGUUGUGGAUCCACUGGUGAAAGUAGAGCUCUCUGGUGUUCCUGAAGACAUAAUGGAGCAUGAGACCAGCUAUGUGGAGAACAAUGGUAUUAAUCCAUACUGGGGGGAGACGUUCUAUUUCCGGAUCCAGGUGCCUGAACUUGCUAUGUUGCGUUUUGUGGUAAAGGAUUAUAGCAGGAAAUCUCGAAAUAAAUUUAUUGGCCAAUACACCCUGCCUUGGACCUGUAUGAAACAAGGUUACCGACAUGUAUCCUUGCUCUCCAAAGAUGGCACUAGCCUCCAUCCAGCUUCCAUCUUUGUGUACACCUGCAUGCAGGAAGACCUGGAUAUGGAUGAGCCCUGAGAAAAACAGGGAGGGCCUUGAAGCAGAACAAGUUACAGAUGCAGUAUCCUUUCCAACCUACAACUUCCUCAAAAUCCAGAGCCAGCCAAAGGAUCAAUGAAGGAUCAAGGUUCCCAGGAUCAAGGUUCCCAGGCAAAGGUUGGGGAAGAAUGCCUGACCCAAAACUAUGACUCUCUAGAGAACAAUGCUCAGCCCUGAGUCCCCACUGGACUGCUGCUCCUUAGCUGGUCUAAAUAGAGCUUCUCUGUCCAAUUUGGC